Cervus elaphus (red deer) is the source of this 2431-nucleotide messenger RNA. RefSeq names its product small ArfGAP 1 (gene SMAP1). Gene Ontology annotation, biological process: regulation of clathrin-dependent endocytosis. Gene Ontology annotation, molecular function: metal ion binding; GTPase activator activity. The transcript is spliced from 11 exons. Lineage: Eukaryota; Metazoa; Chordata; Mammalia; Artiodactyla; Cervidae. Bases 228 to 1643 code for a protein of 471 amino acids. The record is from RefSeq and is a predicted model, not a curated record.
CUCCCCCUCGCCGGCUCGGCGGUGCGUGCGGGGCCGGCCCGGCGAGGAGGCGGGACACGUCGGCGCUGCCGCCUCCGCCGCCGCCGCCGCCGCCCCUCCUCCUGCUCCAGCCGCCUCGGCCGCCGCUUCCCGGCCGAGUUCGAGCGGCCCCGGCGGCCCCCGGCGCGUCCAGCUGCGCGGACCCGCGCCCGUCCCGCCCGGCUGCCGCCCGCGUCCACCCCGCCGCGAUGGCGACGCGCUCGUGCCGGGAGAAGGCGCAGAAGCUGAACGAGCAGCACCAGCUCAUCCUGUCCAAGCUGCUGAGGGAGGAGGACAACAAGUACUGCGCCGACUGUGAGGCCAAAGGUCCUCGAUGGGCUUCCUGGAAUAUUGGUGUGUUUAUUUGCAUCAGAUGUGCUGGCAUCCAUAGGAAUCUUGGGGUUCAUAUAUCCAGGGUCAAGUCAGUCAACCUAGACCAAUGGACGCCAGAACAGAUCCAGUGCAUGCAAGAUAUGGGAAAUACUAAAGCAAGACUACUAUAUGAAGCCAAUCUUCCAGAGAACUUUCGAAGACCACAGACAGAUCAAGCAGUGGAAUUUUUCAUCAGAGAUAAAUAUGAAAAGAAGAAAUACUACGAUAAAAAUGCUAUAGCUAUUACAAAUAUUGCCUCCUCUGAUGCUCCUCUUCAGCCUUUGGUAUCCUCUCCUUCUCUACAAGCUGCUGUUGAGAAAAACAAAUUGGAGAAAGAAAAGGAAAAAAAAAAGGAAGAGAAAAAGAAAGAAAAGGAGCCAGAAAAGCCUACAAAACCACUUACAACUGAAAAGCUGCAGAAGAAAGAAGAUCAGCAGUUGGAACCUAAAAAGAGUGCCAGCCCUCAGAAAGCUGCAGAGCCCACCGUUGACCUUCUGGGACUCGAUGGGCCUGCCGAGGCGCCAGUGACCAAUGGGAGCGCAGUCGCGGGGCCAGCCCUGAACGAUGACCUGGACAUCUUUGGACCGAUGAUCUCCAACCCCUUACCUGCAACUGUCAUGCCCCCAGCUCAGGGGACGUCCUCUGCACCAGCAGCUGCCACUCUGUCUGCAGUGACAUCUGGGGAUCUGGAUCUGUUCACUGAGCAAGCUGCAAAGUCAGAAGAGGUGGCCAAGAAGCAGCUCUCCAAAGACUCCAUCUUGUCUCUGUAUGGCGCCGGGGCCAUCCAGCAGCAGAGUGCUCCUGGUGUGUUUAUGGGACCCACGAAUCUACCGUUUACCUCACAAGCACCGGCUGCGUUUCCAGGCUUCCCGUCCAUGGGCGUGCCUGUGCCCGCGGCGCCUGGCCUGGUGGGCAGCUCGCUGGGGCCGAGCGCGGGCAUGAUGGUGGGCGUGCCGGUGCCCAACGGAUUCAUGGGCAGCGCGCAGACUGCUGUGAUGCCGCUCGCGCAGGGCGUGGUCGGGCCCCCAGGGAUGGUCCCGCACAUGGGCACAGCCCAGGGGAAAUUUGGCCUGCAGCCAGCUCCGCAGAGCCCAUGGAACCUCCCGCAGGUGAACCAGCAGAUGGCUGGCCUGAGCCUGGGUGGCGUGGCGUCGGCAGCGGGCUUCGGGCCGCCGCCCAGCACCUCGGCGGGGGCCGCGGGGUGGUCCGGGAGCUCGUCGGGGCAGACACUCAGCACGCAGCUGUGGAAGUGAGCCCCCACCAGCAUUCCCGCUCAGACAUACCUGCCUCCCCUGUCCAUUCAUGUACAUACCUGUUUUUUCUUUUCCCCCCUUUGUUCAUAUGAAGACCUGAUUGACCGUGUUGGUCUGUGCUGAUUGAAUGUGCUGUGGUGAAAAGCAGGUUGAGAAACCGUCCCUGUCGAGGGCAGCUUUGCUCACAGUUCCCAGGAUUUCGCAGACACAGUCUCUGGGAAGCUGCUCAGUCAACGUGCAUAAUCAGUUUCCCUCUCGAUGAAAUUAUAGCUCUCAUGUUUGCAUAUAAGGGAAGUAGUUAUCAUGUUAGUAAUACCUCUAACAGUAUGAGCCCCACCCCCAGAUUAGCCAGUAAUCCUGUAGGAAGGUACUGUAUGAUCAAAUGUUUAAUCAUAUAAAUAGAAUGUCCAUGUAUCACCGAGCACUGUUUUCUAGUGUACCCAGACUCUUUUAUGUCACAUUCACCUCACUGUGCUGUUGUUAUGAUGUGCUUAACAGGGAACGUGGUUAGUGAAAGGAAGAUAAACCUGGAUGUUACGACACAACUUAGUUGAACACGUGUUUGAAGAAGUCAGAUUUUACCUGCCUUCCUUGGAAUUGGGAUCUUUUCCUAUGUAUACAUAGUGCUAGCAAGAGACCUUCCUCCGCACUAGACGCAAACAGGGUAACUAAACAAGCCACUCAGUCCUUGAAGGUGUAUCCAGGUUUAUGACAGUGAUUGUGUUUACAUUUUAUGGUGCCUAGUACUGACAAAUGUCAUAUCCCUGUAUUAAACAGAUGAAUCCAUA